This is a messenger RNA of Dendrobium catenatum, 1878 nucleotides long. RefSeq names its product cytochrome P450 704C1. Gene Ontology annotation, molecular function: monooxygenase activity; iron ion binding; heme binding. The transcript is spliced from 6 exons. The coding region runs from base 63 to 1628 and encodes 521 amino acids. The record is from RefSeq and is a predicted model, not a curated record. Lineage: Eukaryota; Viridiplantae; Streptophyta; Magnoliopsida; Asparagales; Orchidaceae.
UUAGGGCGGUGUGCUUCUCUAUCGCCUGUUUAUAUAUCCUCUCAAAAACUUCAUCCUGUACAAUGGCUUCUUUGGACAUCUCAGAAGUGUUCAGAUAUCUAGCCUUCUUAAGUUUCUAUCUUCCCUUCAUAGCCCUCGCCCUUCUCUUCCUUUAUGUUUCAGCCUCCUUUCUUUCCUUUCUCGUCUUCUUCCUCCGGGAAUCCAUUCACAGCUCUCACCGCCCUCCAGUUGUAGGCACAGUCUUCCACCAGCUCAUAAAUUUCAGUACCCUCUUCGAUUACUUUACCAUCCUUACCCGAAAACACAAGACCUUCAGGUUGGUAAAGCCCUCUCAUAGUGACAUUUAUACCGCUGAUCCUGCCAAUAUCGAGUAUUUCCUGAAGACCAACUUCUCUAACUACAACAAGGGUAAAUUCAACUAUGGAAUCAUGAAGGACCUAUUUGGCGAUGGUAUCUUUGCAGUGGAUGGUGAUAAGUGGAGGCAUCAGAGAAAGCUUGCAAGCUAUGAGUUUUCAACCAAAGUUCUUAGGGACUUCAGUACUGCAGUGUUUCGCACAAAAGCGGCAAAGCUAGCAAAGAAGAUGGCAGAAGUUGCAGGAUCGACAACUGCUGUAGAUAUGCAGGAUCUCCUGAUGAAAUCAACAAUGGAUUCCAUUUUUAAGGUUGGAUUUGGCGUUGAGCUUGGAACUCUUUCAGGUACAGAUGAUUUAGGGGUUGCUUUCUCAAGGGCCUUCGAUGAAGCAAACCACAUGGUUUUCAGGAGGUAUGUUGAUAUAUUCUGGAGAGCAAAGAGGAAUUUCAACAUUGGAUUAGAGGCCCAGCUAAAGAGGAACCUUAAGGUGAUUGAUGAGUUUGUUUUCCAGUUAAUACAGCGCAAGAGAGAACAGAUGGAAAGCAGACAUAAUGACAAAAUGAAAGAGGAUAUACUUUCAAGAUUUGUGAUGGCAAGUCAGAAUGAUGCGACGUUGACAGAUAAAUACUUGAGGGAUAUCAUCCUCAAUUUCUUGAUUGCAGGGAAGGAUACAUCUGCAAAUACGCUCUCCUGGUUCUUCUAUAUGCUGUGCAAGAACCCACUGGUGCAGGAGAAAAUUGUGGCUGAAAUUAAAGAGGUCACUGAAUUUGAAAGUCUUGGUUCUAUUGAUGGGUUUGUGUGUAGAUUAACAGAGGAAAUCUUGGACAGAUUGCAGUACCUCCAUGCUGCACUGGCCGAGACUCUUCGACUCUUUCCAGCUGUUCCACUGGAUGGGAAAUUUGCAGAAGAGGAUGAUGAAUUACCAGAUGGUUUUAAGGUGAAAAAAGGGGAUGGAAUCACCUAUAUCUCCUAUGCAAUGGGGAGGAUGAGUUAUCUUUGGGGUGAAGAUGCGGAGGAUUUCCGACCAGAGCGAUGGCUUCGAAAUGGAACUUUUCAGCCUGAGAGCUCUUUCAAAUUUGUUUCCUUCAAUGCGGGUCCUCGAAUCUGCUUAGGCAAGGAUUUUGCAUACAGACAGAUGAAGAUUUUGGCUGCUACUCUUUUGCAUUUCUUCAAAUUCAAACUUGAAAAUGAGUCGAUGGUUGCUACAUACAAAACCAUGUUUACUCUUCAUAUGGACAAAGGCCUUCCAGUUAUUCUGCAUCACAGGUUCUGCUAAUAUUAGCAACUACUGAGCUACAUAAUCUUUGCAUGCAGUUCAGCAUUAUCAGGAGGCUCAGGAUAAACAAGCUCUGCGCUCAAGGUUAUCCUUUUAAAACAGUUCUGCUUCUCAUUGUUUCAUGCAAAUUAAAACUUUCCCAGCUUGCUUGUGGAAGCAUAAAAAAAUUGAUUUAAUGUAUUAAACGAACAUGCUUGUCUCUACUUUAUGAUGAAUUUCUUGUUGUGGAUUGCAGAUUUCUUAUGCAUCA